Molecule: messenger RNA, 1717 nt
Organism: Schizophyllum commune H4-8
Lineage: Eukaryota; Fungi; Basidiomycota; Agaricomycetes; Agaricales; Schizophyllaceae
Exons: 3
Coding region: 120-1688 (522 amino acids)
Source: RefSeq, a predicted model, not a curated record
CACGCCGGAUGGUCUUGACUGUCCUUUUGUUCUCAUAGGUGCAUUGAAAGACUUUGUCGCGGUGCGCAUACGUGGCAGACCUGCCUUCCUACCUCGGCGCCAAUACUGUUCAGACAGAUAUGGCAUCCGUUGAAGAAGCCCUUGGUCGUGCCCGCGCGGUCGCCAGCCUUUCUCUCCAUCGCUCCACUUACGUGCCAAACGGUCACCAAGAGGCGUCCAUCACCAAGGAAGAAGUUCAGUCAUUACUCGAACAGAGGCGGCAACUGGAUAUCGACCUUCAGCGCUCUCAACACUCGGGGAGCGUUCUUCCGGAAUUACUGGACUUGCGACAAGCUCUCGAUACACAAAUCGCUCUUCGUAACGCGCUUUUAGCUCCAUGUCGCAUGCUACCUCCUGAACUUCUGUCGGAGAUCUUCCUCCUCGCGCUGCCGGAUAUCUGGGACCACGAGCCCGCUGGGGUGCGGCGCCUCAACGUCGCUCGCGUAUGCAGCUCGUGGCGAACAACUGCUCUGGCCACGCCCCGUAUAUGGAAUACCUUGCGAUUCAACGCGUGCGACAAUCCUCUAAAUAAUCACGCGGCGGCUGUAGCGACGGAGAUGAAAAAGGCGGGCAAUGCGCCUUUGAGCAUCAUCAUCGACGCGCUGCUUCCGGAGGAAUGGGUUUUUCGCAACCGCAUGGUAGCUGAAGACUUCUGGGGCGAUGAGGCAUGGAACAUCCUAUGCUCCGCAUCUCAGCGAUGGUGCAAGGUGACUCUUCGCGGCGUCCCACGCUCAGCAUACGACAUCCUCACGCAGCAUGAUUUUCCUCUCCUACAUUCCCUCUCCCUUUCGCUCGCCCCCGACGGGAAUACUCCAGUUGAAGUCCCGCUCCAUGUGUUCCAGAAUGCGCCUAACAUCACGUCUCUCAGCAUUCAAUACUACUCGCCGCCAGUCGAGCCCGUGUUGCCAUCCUCGUGGAAGAUCACCGAGCUGACCAUCACCUGCGGCGAACACGGCACAGGCCGCAUAUUCACGCCCCCACUCGCACCUUCUCUGGCCGUGAUAAAGGCGUGCAGCCAAACGCUCCGCAAGUGCACCGUCACAGCUAAUGAGUCUGGCCCUUUCAACCCCAGUCACUCUCGCAUAUCGCUGCCCGCGCUCGAGGAACUCCGCCUCAGCGGCAGCGCUAUAUCCCUCUGCCGCUUCGUUAGCGCCCCGAAGCUCACGACCGCAGCCUUGCGAAGCUACCCCGAUCUCAUCAUAGACAUUCUCGCCACAUUCCGAGUCCUGAUGGACCAUUCGCGCGGAUGCCCAUCGCUGCGGUCGUUUGCGAUUCUGGAGUCUUUCAUCUGGCCGAUCAGGUUGCUCGCAUUCCUCAUGUUUGCCCCGCAGAUCACCGACUUGCACCUCUCUUUCGACGACACGCCUCAACAGCACAUACUGCCCACCGAGACGCUUCUGCAUAUGGAGACCCUCGGAGCACUAUCCCGGGAUGGUGGAUCAGUCACUGCACUUACCCUCCUUCCCAACCUUCGGCGCCUGCAUCUUGAACUUCGCGGCGUGGGCGAGGAUACGGAGGAAAAGGAUCGCGAGUAUCGGGAGGCGGUUCAGAAUAUAUUCGAGUCGAGGAGGUAUCCGCGCGUUAUGGAGGGUACACCGCUUGCCUGCCUAGAGAAGCUUACAGACUCGAAGGGCCUAUUGCUGGAGUAGGACGAAAUGGUAUAUUUUUUUCGUGCUCA